AGGCCGUGAAGAGGGUCUUCAAGUGGCUUCAGUUUGAGACAGUUGAGCACAUGGAUCUAGAAGCAAAGCAAAUGUAUGCGAAAGUUAAAGAAUACAGCAAAAAAGAUCACAGUAACAUGGACUGUUUUGUUUGCUUCAUUUUUUCCCAUGGUGAAAAAGACAAAAUAAAAGGGGUUGAUCGUAAUUUCGUAAAUAUUAAAGAUUUACUCUCCUGCUUCAGUGGAUCUAAUUGUCCUUCUCUUGCUGGCAAACCCAAGCUGUUUUUCAUCCAGGCUUGCCAAGGCUCUGUAGGUCAUCCAGCUGUCACAGUAAAAGAAGAUUUUUCUGACCAUCUUGAGAUGGAUGCCACCCCUCUGACUUCCAUUCCUGAUCAGGCUGAUACUCUGGUUGGCAUGGCUACAGUGGAAGACUAUGAGUGCUACCGCUGUACAGAGACUGGCAGUGUUUACAUUCAGUGCCUCUGUGACAAGAUGGAGUUGCUUUGCCCACUCAACAAGGAUCUUAUAACUAUCCUGACAGAGGUGAACAAGGAAGUGGGAGAACGAGUAUUAAAUGGAUGGAAGCAGAUGCCAAAGAUAACAUCAACCCUACGAAAGCAAUUGAUCUUCCAAAUGCCACAAUGUCAGUCAUCUGAAAAGCAGAAAAAUAAGAAUACACUCAGUUAG
Molecule: messenger RNA, 665 nt
Organism: Tauraco erythrolophus (red-crested turaco)
Lineage: Eukaryota; Metazoa; Chordata; Aves; Musophagiformes; Musophagidae
Source: RefSeq, a predicted model, not a curated record